AGGACAAAAGCAUUUUUCGGUAAUAUGAUACACAUGAUAGCGUCUUUCAGGGCAUGUCAAAAACAUUUUAACACGCCUAGUAUUUUUACAGCAUACAGUACUCUUUUUGAGAGCAUAUUGGAGGUGAGCAGUAAAGCAUAAGAGAGAGACAGAGAGAGGGAGAGACGGGGAAUGGAGGCGGCGGCGAAGAGGAGCGUUGUGUGCGUGACCGGCGCAGGAGGCUUCGUCGCCUCAUGGCUCGUCAAGCUCCUCCUCUCCAAGGCCCACUACACUGUCCGCGGCACCGUGCGCGAUCCCGGUAAUGCUAAGAAUGCUCAUCUCAAGGCGCUAGAAGGUGCUGGGGAAAGGCUGCAGCUGCUCAGCGCUGACCUGCUGGACUACGACAGCAUUGCGUCGGCGGUUGCUGGCUGUGAGGGCGUCUUCCAUGUUGCUAGCCCUGUCCCUUCUGGCAGAUCGACCAACCCUGAGGAAGAAGUUAUAGCCCCUGCUGUAACAGGCACACUGAAUGUGUUGAAGGCUUGCAACGAGGCAAAAGUUAAGCGAGUUGUCAUAGUGUCUUCAUGUGCUGCUGUGUUCAACAAUCCUAACUGGCCCAAGGGCAAAGUAUUUACUGAAGACAGCUGGUCAGACGAGGAUCUGUGCAGAAAGGGUGAGGAUUGGUAUUUGCUUUCCAAAACGCGCGCAGAGCGUGAGGCUUUUGCUUAUGCAGCGAAAACUGGGAUGGAUGUUGUAGCUAUUCUACCAUCAUUGGUACUUGGCCCCUUGAUGCAGCCAACAGUGAAUGCGAGCAGUAAAAUUCUCCUCAAAUAUCUCAAAGGAGAACAUGAGACUGUAGAAAAUAGAUUCUGGAAUCUAGUGGAUGUCCGUGAUGUUGCCGAUGCUCUUCUUCUGGCAUAUGAAAAUCCAGAGGCAUCUGGACGGUACAUCUGCAGUCCAGUACGAAUAAAAGUUUCUGAUGUCAUAAACAUUCUGAAGACCUUAUAUCCAACAUACACUUAUCCCAAAAACUUUACGGAGGUGGAAGAAGGUAAAGUUAUGAGUUCUGAGAAACUUCAGAAGCUAGGGUGGACCUUCAGGCCUGUAGAGAAGACCCUCGGAGACAGUGUCGAAUCCUACAAAGCAUCUGGCAUCCUGAACUGAGCAUCCAACUAGGGAAAAUAAUGCUUGCAUUGCAAGCUCGUUCUGGUUCAUGUAAGCAGUGAAACAAAUAAGCUGGUGACACAAUCAUCAAGGGAAUCAUGUGAAAUAAAAGAAACAUUGGGAUAUUA
Molecule: messenger RNA, 1268 nt
Organism: Hordeum vulgare subsp. vulgare (domesticated barley)
Lineage: Eukaryota; Viridiplantae; Streptophyta; Magnoliopsida; Poales; Poaceae
Product: cinnamoyl-CoA reductase 1-like
Exons: 6
Coding region: 172-1140 (322 amino acids)
Molecular function (GO): oxidoreductase activity, acting on the CH-OH group of donors, NAD or NADP as acceptor
Source: RefSeq, a predicted model, not a curated record